GUUUCUAGCAGCUUUCGCUUGUGCGACACAGAUUUAGCUAGUCACGCCCCAAAGGCGGCUACGUAGUGCGUGACGUCACAGUAUCGCGGCGUGCAUUAGCUGGCUGUGGGCAGGUUUCAGAAAAUCAGGACUGUCCUAAAAGCGUGACUAUUGGGCGGCAUGCCUUAGUAUCUGUGUGAGCAGGACAGGGCCGUACCGGAGGGGUGCCAUGGAGUACUUGCUCCAAGUUAAACUGGGAUGUCUGUUUGGGCUGCUCGUUCUCACUUUGUUAUUCGGGCUGGUGCCUUCCAGGGUGAAAUGCUUCCGGGAAGGGCUGGAAAGAGAGGCACAUCAGAAAUGGAUAAGCUUCAUAAGCUGCCUGGCAGGAGGAGUCUUCUUGGCAGCCUGCCUCUUGGAUAUUCUUCCUGACUUUCUGAGCGACAUGAAGGAGGAGAUGGCCAAUCAGCAAAUAAUAACUGACUUUCCGCUCCCGGAGUUUAUUCUAGGCAUUGGAUUCCUCAUUGUUCUGAUAGUAGAACGUAUUGUUCUGGACUGCAGCGAGUCCAUGAGUGAAGAGACUACCCCACUUCUCUCUGGCAACACCAAUUCACCAGCUAGGCAAGAGCAGCCUCAUGGCCAUUCCCACUCCCACAGCGGCCAGCAUAAUGAUAUAGACCACCCAAGGCACCACUUCCAUGUGGAUUUCCAUGCUCACUCCAACUUUCGUUCCUUUGUACUCCUCCUGUCUCUGUCCCUGCAUUCAAUCUUUGAAGGGAUUGCUAUUGGGCUCCAGAAUGUACAGACCGAGGUCCUACAGAUAGCUGUUGCUAUCCUUGUCCACAAAAGCAUCAUCGCUGUGAGCCUAUCCCUCCUCUUGCUGCAGAGCAGUGUGCAAACCCGUUGGUUUGUACUAUCUAUUGUUAUGUUUGCACUUAUGUCUCCCCUUGGAAUCGGUAUAGGUAUUGGGGUGAUGCACAAUCAAACUGAUGAAAACAAAAUGGUCCAGUGUGUGCUAGAAGGCUUGGCUGCUGGAACGUUUGUCUAUAUAACCUUCCUAGAGAUUUUGCCACAUGAACUCAAUUCUAAUAAAUGGCGCCUGCCAAAAGUCAUUUUUGUAUUGUUGGGGUUCUCAGGGAUGGCAGCACUAAGAUUCUUAGGGUAAAUGUUUUUGAACAACGACAUGCAGUGAGACUUCUUUCCUCCCUAUGUCCCUCCUGGAAACAAAAGAGGUGGAUGGCCUGCUCAGAAAACAUUGUGGUACUGUGUUAUAAACCCCUCAAAGCAGGUUAAUCAUUAUAUUAAUGUACUGUAAUGUAACUAAAAUCGCCAUAGUUCUUUAAAAAAAAAUUUUAAUUUGUAAUUUUUAAAGCUUUUAAGUAUUUUUGGUAAAUUGCCAGAUUUUAAUAUUUAUUCCUUUCUGGCUAACUUAACUGGACUCUGCUCCCUCAUUAAUCCAAGUGCUUCGAACAAAAUAGACUGUUAAACUUUGAAUUCUGUGGGUUUCAGUGGGAAUGCCAUGUUCUUGUUAUCAUUCCAGCAUUGCAUAAAUUAUUUGCAGGGAAUCUCCUUCAAUUCCAGCUGUUACCGAACUGCAACUCUUGCUGUUCCCAGCAAUUUGUAUCAACUGGAUGGCUUGAUCCUUUUUUUUAUAUUGCUAGACUGGUGUCUUACAAAGGGGUUAAGAGAUGUGACUUCUCUAGUCACUCUCAUAUCCCACACUUCUUGAUUUGCUUAUGGCCAAACAAAAGUGCAUGUCAUUAAGCCAUGUGUAUUCAAACCAGUUAAAUAACAUAUUCCAUUGCCUCUUUAUUUGGACAUAGCUUACAUUAAGCAUUCUGAAAGCUUGUGUCUAGAUGAAACUUAAAGGGGUGGUUCACCUUCAAACAACUAGUUGUUUUCAGAUAGAUCACCAGAAAUAUUGACUUUUUCCAAUGACUUUCUAGUUUUUCUAAUAUUGUGUAAAGUGUCAUUUUUCACCUUCUGAAGCAACUCUGAGAAGGGGGGGGUCGCCGACCCUGUAAACUGUUCUAAAUGGAUACAUUUAGUUGAUACAUUUCUUAUCUUUGUCCCUUCUGAGCAAAAUCUCUGGGUUACAUUACAGACAGCUGUUAGAAUUAAUACAAUCGUUAUUAAUACUCCAGAGAUGCUGCUGAGAAAUGUACCAACUAAAUUGUACCAGUUUAGAGUCUGCCCCUGAAUUACUGAGCUGCCAGAUCGAAGCACCAGAGAUAUUCAACUUUAACAUUAGAUUUUGGAAAAACAGUAAAAAAUAAAUAAUGGAUUGUAAUUGAAAAAGUAUUUAUUUAUGGGGAACAAUCUAAAAACAACUGAAUUGAAAAAAGUGUUAACUUACAUUGAAUUUUUUCAUUAAUUUUGCAAAACCUACUUAACCCAUGACGAUUGCUGCUAUAACACUAAUUCACCAAUAAACAACCCAAUCUAAAUCA
Messenger RNA from Xenopus laevis (African clawed frog), 2426 nucleotides. It is a transcript of the gene slc39a1l.L, whose product is annotated as solute carrier family 39 member 1 like L homeolog. Gene Ontology annotation, biological process: metal ion transport; zinc ion transmembrane transport; zinc ion transport. Gene Ontology annotation, molecular function: zinc ion transmembrane transporter activity; metal ion transmembrane transporter activity. The transcript is spliced from 3 exons. Bases 209 to 1141 code for a protein of 310 amino acids. Gene Ontology annotation, cellular component: plasma membrane; membrane. NCBI's taxonomy places the organism in Eukaryota, Metazoa, Chordata, Amphibia, Anura, Pipidae. The record is from RefSeq and is a predicted model, not a curated record.